GAGGGGGCGGGGCCCGGCGGGGCGGUGUCUCUCGCUCUCUCGGUGCCGCCCUGCGCAUGCGCCCGGCGGGCCCGGCGGGCGCGGGCCGCGAUGUCGCCGCCAGGCCCGGAGCGGCCGGGUGAGGCCCGUCCCGUGCUGCGCUCUGUCAACACGCGGGAGCUCUCCGAGGUCGUGUUCAACAACCACAGCCCCCGCUGCGUGCUGCCCGUCUGGCUGGACUUCGAGGGCCAGCCGCGCCGCUACCCGGUGCUGCAGCCGCGCAGCGGGCGCGUCAUGCACAGCUACCGGGGGCACCUCUGGCUGUUCCGGGAUGCAGGGACCAACGACGGGCUGCUCGUCAACCAGCAGGAGUUGUUCGUGGCAGCCCCCAAUGUGACCAAAGCUGACAUCACACUGCCAGUGUUCACCCUGAAGGAGAGGUGUCUGCAGGUUGUGCGCAGUCUGGUCAGCCCCGUGGACUACAGGAAACUGGACAUUGUUCAGUCCUUAUAUGAAGAGCUGGAGGAUCAUCCCGAUAUUUGGAAGGAUCUUAAGCGGCUUUCUCUGGAGAGAAAUGAAGCACUGAGGAACAAAGCUAUGGAAAAACAUGAUGACUCACUUCAGACUCCUCAGUAGCAAACCACUGAGUCUGAGCAGCAGGAGUCCUCAGGAAACACACCAAGAGCUGAUGGCUCCGUUUAAAGUUUUGAAACAUAAACUCAAUAACAUCAGUGAUAAUCAAAUCAAUACUCAAAGACUGAACACAGCUGGAGGCAUGCUGGGUUCUGAUGGUUCAGUUCAUUUCUUCAUUACAGAUGUUGCAAACUAUAGGGUAAGGUCAGGGCAGCUAAAUGGAAAAUAUUCAUAUAAAGUAACUUUCAUUGUAUUAGAAAGCAAAUUACACCAAGGGUUAAUUUAGCCCAGGCUAGUGGUUUUAAGUGUCAUCUGUUUUAUUUGAGGCAUUUGUUUUGAUGGAAUUUCCCUUUGACAUGUAGCCUCAAUGUACCUGUGGGUCACAGAGCAUGGGGGUUUGUACAUGAGGGUUUCCAGCAGUGCCUGAGGGUCUGACAAACAUUACAGUAGUAGAAAGCUCUUGUGUAAAUGCUUGGAGGUUAUUCUGCCUCUCACCUUUCCACAUACAAAGCCAUGUCAUAUCCACUCUAGGUCUGACAUGUUUUUAUCUGUUGUCAUACCUCAAAUGCCUUAUUUGCCUUUGUCAUACCAUUCUUGCCUGGCUGAUCUCAGCCACACAGACCAGAUCCUAGUUUUGGGACACCCUUGUCCCCCACAGCUGCUUCCCCAGCAGCCUGUACAGGGUUCUUAGGAAGUAGAUGCUUUAAGUUUUUUCUUUUCCCCUCGGUGUGCUGGAAUCCAGGUCAUGGUUGGUGGCCUUUUCAGGGAGCAUGGGCCUCUUGAGCUGCCUGUGUCAUCUCAGGACCAAUGGGAGCUGUCGUGGGCCAUGCUUAGUGGCAGGCUGGAGGAAGAGAGAGAACAUUUCCUAGCCUGUAUUCUGUUCCCCACAUCUCAGUGGAAUGUGCUCUUGUGUGAGUGCACACAGAGUUCAAAGCAGCAAAGUUUAAGUGUUACAUGAAUUGUCCAUUAAGCAAGAUGUGGUGCAGCUCAGGUUCAAAGCAGACUGGCUGGAGAUUGGUUACAGCAGGUUAUUUCUGUGAACACGUUUCCCUCCAGUUGUAUAUUCUGAGAGUAGCUGUGAAAGCAAGAAUGUCAAUGUAUUUUCUUAGUAUGGAAUGUCUCUCUGUUUGUAAACUUGUUUUUCUUACAUAUUUGAAGAAAUUGAUCUUUGACAUAAAAACAAAAAUGCA
Oenanthe melanoleuca is the source of this 1802-nucleotide messenger RNA. RefSeq names its product von Hippel-Lindau disease tumor suppressor-like. The coding region runs from base 91 to 615 and encodes 174 amino acids. The transcript is spliced from 3 exons. The record is from RefSeq and is a predicted model, not a curated record. Lineage: Eukaryota; Metazoa; Chordata; Aves; Passeriformes; Muscicapidae.